Galeopterus variegatus (Sunda flying lemur) is the source of this 2524-nucleotide messenger RNA. RefSeq names its product tRNA methyltransferase 10 homolog B (S. cerevisiae) (gene TRMT10B). The transcript is spliced from 9 exons. Gene Ontology annotation, molecular function: tRNA binding. Lineage: Eukaryota; Metazoa; Chordata; Mammalia; Dermoptera; Cynocephalidae. Bases 1216 to 2166 code for a protein of 316 amino acids. Gene Ontology annotation, cellular component: nucleoplasm; nucleus. Gene Ontology annotation, biological process: tRNA N1-guanine methylation. The record is from RefSeq and is a predicted model, not a curated record.
UGAGGAACAAAUAGACCAGAGAGUGGGAGGAACAUAGAUGGAGGAGGAAGACCUUAAUGAUCUGUAUAGGCUAUUGUAUGGAUUUGGGCUAUUUACUGUAAGUGAAAUGAGGAAUACUGCAGGGUUCUAAGCGGAAGAGUGAUAUUAUUAUCAAACUUUUAAGAUGCUCUUAUUUUAUGAAGCUCAGUACUGAGUACUGGGCGUGUGCAGGUGAAUUCUUCAUUCUCUCUUCCCUGGAAGGGUUUAUAUCCUAGUGGGGAAACAUAGGGAGACCAGGUGUCAUACGAGGCUGAGUCAGAUAAUUGGAGCCCCGUGAAGGCAGAAUAAAUGUCAUUCCCAAAUUGCCAGCAUGUACUGUUAUGUCAGGUGCUUAGUAACUUUGUUGAGUGAUUAAGUAAUUAAUAGUCCUAAUACUCAGCACCAGACCUGCAAUGGAGGCUCAGAAAAGAUUUUUGAAUAAAUAAAUGAAAUGCUAAAUCUGGACAUAGAUAAUGUCCCACACAGGUUCAGCAUUUCUGUGCUUCUCUGAUGCCUAGCUUCGUCUUGGCUUUCUGAGGAUCCCUAGGUGGCAAGCUCCUAUUCAGCAUUUACUGAGCUUCUGUUCUGUGCCAGGCUUUCUGCCGGUCACUGAACAUAACCAAGAUGAAAAGGAGGGUGUCCAUCAGGAGUGUCCAGUUUACUGUAUUACAUAUUCUUCUGGUGGCAGUUGGGGUUGUCUUUAUCAGAUUUUCAAGAUCACUACCUCCCAAGCUCCUGGUCUGGAAACAUCCUCAGAGACUACAGGAAUUUGAGGAGGCAUGAGAUAAAAGGAAGGGAAAAAGAAGAAAAGGAAUGGGAGUGGUGGUAGUAAAAUUUAGUUCAGUUCAACAAACGUCAGACACUGCUGUUUGCAAGGUUUUAUACUGUGAGCUGUUCAGUAUUUAGUUAAAUGUAGGCAUAAUUCCUCCUACAAAGGAAUUCAGUCUGGUGGGAGAGAAAAUAUCAACACAGACUUUCCAAUUUUUUUAAACAAUGGUAAUGGAAAUCUCUGUAGCCCCUCCACCUACUUCUAUUCUAGCUCUCUUUUCUCCUUCUCAGCCAGACUUUCUCCAAAAGGCCUCUCUCUACAUCCAUUGCCUCCCAGUUAUUCCCCGACAGGCCCUGACACAUAGGAGGAGCUCAAUGAAUAUUCAUUGACUAAAUGAAUGGUCAAACACAGGACAGAGGACUAAGCACAUGGACUGGAAAUUGGAAGGGGAUGCUCAGAAAACAGAGUCACUUGUGCUGCAGGGGCAAGAAGGCGUCCUAGAGGACACAUGUGAAGAUGGAAUCUUUGAAACCUUCAAACUUCUGCAGAUUGAUGUGGACUGCGAGCGUGGGGAGGGAGAGACCCUGCCCACAGGCAGUGCAACAUGGUGCUCGAAAAAUGUCCAGAGAAAACAGAGACACUGGGAAAAGAUAGUUGCAGCAAAGAAGAGCAAAAGAAAACAAGAAAAAGAAAGAAGAAAAGCCAAUCGAGCAGAAAAUCCAGGCAUCUGCAUCCAGCAUAGCAAACGUUUUCUGAGAGCUUUAACCAGAGAGAAACUUUUGGAAGCCAAACACUCAGGACCAAGACUGUGUAUCGAUUUGAGUAUGACUCACCACAUGUCAAAGAAGGAAUUGAGUAGACUGUCUGGACAGAUCCGAAGGUUGUAUGGUUCAAACAAAAAAGCUGACAGGCCAUUUUGGAUUUGCCUCACUGGAUUCACAACAGACAGUCCUCUGUAUGAAGAGUGUUUGAGGAUGAAUGAUGGAUUUUCUAGUUAUCUGCUAGACAUAACAGAAGAAGACUGCUUUAGUUUAUUUCCUCUGGAAACCAUUGUGUACCUUACUCCUGACUCAGAACAUGCUCUUGAAGAUGUUGGUCUAAAUGACGUUUAUGUCCUUGGUGGACUUGUGGAUGAAAGCAUUCAGAAGAAGGUGACAUUUCAAAAAGCCCAAGAAUACUCUGUCAAGACAGCCCGCUUGCCAAUCCAGGAAUACAUGGUCAGACACCAGAAUGGGAAAAAUUAUCAUUCAGAGAUAUUGGCCAUCAAUCAAGUGUUUGAUAUCCUGUCUGCUUACUUUGAGACUCACAACUGGCCUGAAGCGCUGAAGAAAGGAGUUUCUUUAGGAAAAGGCUAUGUUCUUCGGAAUUCAGUAGAAUGAUGAGCAGCCUAAGAUUACAGCUGCAAGAGGUGAAGUGCGGAGGUGCCUUGACCAAAGAGCAGGGCAGAGGGUGGCAGUGGCACACACUUGCCUUUACUUGACAUCUUCUUGGAUCUUCAUAAGAUAUAAGCUACUAAUGACAGGGACCACAAUUAUGCUGUUUUGUAUCUUCCAUAGUGCCUGGCUCACAGGAAGUGCCCAGAUACAUGUUAAGUAAUAAAAGUUUACAUAACAAGGAAUUAGCCCCCAAACCACAUGGCUUUGGAUGUGUUGAUUCAUCUUUUGUAUAUCUAUCUCUGUUUGUGAAAGACCUGCUAUGUAGAAAUUGUUUAAAUAAAUAACUUUUAUUGUAUCAAGA